Messenger RNA from Mercenaria mercenaria, 1990 nucleotides. Its product is annotated as myogenic factor 6-like. Lineage: Eukaryota; Metazoa; Mollusca; Bivalvia; Venerida; Veneridae. The transcript has 3 exons. Gene Ontology annotation, biological process: regulation of transcription by RNA polymerase II; positive regulation of myoblast differentiation; muscle organ development. The record is from RefSeq and is a predicted model, not a curated record. Bases 870 to 1982 code for a protein of 370 amino acids. Gene Ontology annotation, molecular function: RNA polymerase II cis-regulatory region sequence-specific DNA binding; protein dimerization activity; DNA-binding transcription factor activity, RNA polymerase II-specific.
GCAAAAAUUCUUUCUAGUUUACACCUACAUAAAUGUUUAACGCAGUUGUAUCUUUGUUAAAUAGGCGUGUCUUAUCAACCCCCGAAAAACUCCUCUUCCGCCCAGUCACUUAGUAUUUCUCGGCAAUUCAGCAUGUGAUUCUGAUCCUGUAAGUCAUGACCCCCCGUUAUAUUUAUAAUACAUUGCGAAUUACCUACACAUGGUACCCGCAAAAUCUGCGCUAACAGCGCGGGAUGUCUCGUCAAAAAUUACCGGUGGGCGGAGAUAAACAUUUCGAAGAAAUAUGAAUCCAGCGUUGAUUGGCUGUUAACUUAGAUCAAAGGAGCCGCGAUUGCUGAUGAGGAAGGCCUACCAGAGUCGUGAAAUUUUUACAGUAGCUUGAUAAGCGUGUGUUUAUGCUAUUUUCUAUGAUUUUUAUUCGGAAUUUCGCUUGGUGUGCCGCAGGGACACAUGUUGACACAGCGUUGCUCAUUUAAUACUCGCGAUAUAAGUUACGGGACAUAUCAGCUCUGUGAUUGAAGCCAAUUAUUUUGACUAGUGGGACUUCUGGAAGCUUAUAUUAUUUCUAAAGUUUCAAUUCAUCUUUCACCUAACACUCGGGCGUAGUUUAUUACAUAGGAACACGUGGGAGAGAAACUUUGUGUUUUGUUUUUAUUUUGAUGAUAACUGAGUAGGAUAUGUCAUUACAAAGUUUUUUUUCUCACAAAACAAAUUCUUAUCUCUAGUCAGGGAGUUAAUUUGCAGACAUCAGACUCUCGUUUCCAACAAACAAUGAUUUAAACAAUGCUUUAUGAUAAGUUGUUACGAUACAUGUGAAGUGUAGCAAUAUUCUGGAAUUUACGAAAAAUAGCAGACGACAAUUGAGCAAAAUGAUGAUGACUGCCGAUUACAGGAGUUGUAGGUUCGAUCAUAACGCCGCUGGGCAGUUCAGUGGGGUUUCGAACCCGGAAAUGUUUGACAAUAGGUAUUUAACGGAACUGUCUUACACUGGGACUACUGGGGCUCGAGAUUAUUUUACUGCUUCUGCUGUGCCCUACCAGCGAUAUCCUGGGAGAACAUAUUCUGAACAUUGUCAGUUUCCAGGAAAUACUAGUGUGUCAUCUUCAGAUUUCUACAAUAACUCGAGUCCUGAUUAUGUUAGAAGUAAAUCCAGACUUCACAGUGGAGAUAAACUGCAACAGACGAACUCAAAGGUUGUAAAAGAUGAAAAAGAAGAAAAAUCAGCGACAGUGAAAACGUCUGAAUCUAAAGACGCUAAGUGCAAUGAUGAGUUAGCAGACGAAGAUGAUCAUAUCAUGGAUUUAAAAAAUAAUAGUCCUAUGUCUUCUUGUGGAGGAUCUCUUAAAGAUGACAUUUCGGACAAAAGUGGAGAUGACAUAAAUUCCACAGACGAUACGGAAGAACAUCUUACGCACGUACUCGCUCCGGGUUACCAUGGCGAGAAUAGACGCUGUUUGUUAUGGGCUUGCAAAGCUUGUAAAAGAAAAAGUGUUCAAAUUGACAGACGAAAAGCCGCAACUAUGCGGGAACGGAGACGUCUACGAAAGGUCAACGAAGCGUUUGAAGUGUUAAAGAAACGCACGUGCCCGAAUCCAAACCAAAGACUUCCAAAGGUAGAAAUUUUGCGGAACGCCAUAGAAUACAUAGAAAGUUUAGAGGACAUGCUUCACGGGAACAGAAUUGUCCGAGCAGACGAUCAUUGUAACGAUACAAAUUCAACAAAUGGUUCAGAUUAUAUGACGGUGAACAGCCCACAUUUUUACCAAGACAAGUUACACCAUAUGACAGAUAUGGCCAAUGGCUACCAAACACAUCCGAAUGGCUAUAUGGACCAUAGUCAUCACCAUCCACAACAACAACAGCAGCAACAUAACACCAACGUGAGCAGCCUAGACUGUCUAUCGUUGAUUGUUGAAAGUAUCAGCCCGACGACUGGCUCUCCUAUGAUGAGCACGAUGGCACCAGGAGAACGGCCGCUUUAGUGUACUCC